AGAGUCUCUAGCCACAUGGCAGUUUCAGAAGUUAAAUCAAAACUUAAGCUGAAACCCCUAAAAGUACCUGUCCUCCAAGCUAGGAGGGAAAAAUAUUUACCAGGAUCUCUUCCAUGCCGAUCACAGCACAAAGAAAAAAAGUUGAACUCUUCACAAAUGGAAGCCUUCCAUGAUGCCUACAACUUCUUCAACAAGGAUAAAACUGGCUGCAUUGAUUUACAUGGACUGAUGUGCACUUUAGCUAAGUUGGGAAUGAAUAUAAACAAGUAUGACAUCUAUGCCGAAUUAAAACUUGCUGAUCCUGAUCGAGAUGGGAAAGUGAACUUCUCAGACUUUAUGAAGGUGCUAACAGAUAAGGAACGCUUCCUCAAGGCUGUGGUUCCAAGUAAGAGGACAUGUUUAGAGCUGACUGCCACCCCAGGGAUCAUAUUAUUUGAAAUACUGUCAAAGCUUGUAGAGACUUCAGCCCUACCCAGAAAAGCUAUAAUGGAAAUAGUGAGCUAUUUCCGAAAAAAAUUCCAGGAUGCCAGUGCAGAAAUGUGGAAUCCCUAUGGAAAAGGGAGAUUUAAGCCAGAAAUAUACACAACUCCAAACUCAAGCACAGCUGCCUUUGCUAAUGCAGCCCGGGUUGCAAUAAUGAAAGAAAAGGAUUUAUUUAAAUUUCUUGAAGAACUCAAGAGAUGCAAUCUCCCUACAGAUAGCCCAUACUCAAAAGUACCCAUCUUCCCUUUGUUUCCUGAUGUGGAUGGGGUGGUGAUGGGAAAGCCACCAAGGGAUCUGCAGAAAUUAGAAAUGCUAAGGAGAAAGGAGCCUCUAUGUUUCUUUGAGGACUACUUUUUCCAUAAAAAAGACUGGAAAACACAGGCAGCACAUAUAAAGCCAGUGAGCUCUGCCUCACGCUAUCCAGAUGAAAUCCUUGCCAUCGACCAAUUAUUCAAGAAAAAGCAUAGUUGGACAGUGUCUGAUGCCGUUGCUAUUAAGCCGCAGGUGAAGACAGCUACAGACACCUAUCAUUUAGGAAUUGCUCUUGAACACCGGAAAGAAAUGCUAAAUCUCUGGCGGAAGAUCCGAGGGGAUCUGGUUGGAUUAGAAAGUGGAAAUGAGACCUUUUAUAACACCUUUUCUACUUACACUUGGUCCUGGAAUGUCUGCCAAGAACUACUUUCUGCUAAGGAUUUACGGUUACAUGAUGCCUACAUAAACAAAAAUCUCUCCUCCAACAGCUCCACAUUCUCUUCCUCAUCAGAUAUCAGCGAAGGUGACAUAGAGACUGGAAGAAAAAGAAAAAGGAAAGGUUUCAAAGGGUUUCGACAAUGAAAAUUCUACAUUUUUCUAAACAGCUCAUCAAAAACUACUUUUUCAUAAGUUAUCAAAAUUCUGAUUUCUUGCUUUUGUCUAGCACAUUCUUAGCAGAUGGAAUUUUGACAUCUUUUGAAUUCUGACCAGUAAAAAAACUUUACGUCAUAAAAUGAUUAUGCUGUCCUAAAUUUGUAUUAGCCAAGUAGAUAGAUAACAUCCUUGCUAAAAAUGCCAG
Messenger RNA from Dipodomys ordii (Ord's kangaroo rat), 1534 nucleotides. It is a transcript of the gene Efcab3, whose product is annotated as EF-hand calcium binding domain 3. NCBI's taxonomy places the organism in Eukaryota, Metazoa, Chordata, Mammalia, Rodentia, Heteromyidae. The coding region runs from base 16 to 1317 and encodes 433 amino acids. The record is from RefSeq and is a predicted model, not a curated record. Gene Ontology annotation, molecular function: calcium ion binding. The transcript has 9 exons.